Messenger RNA from Miscanthus lutarioriparius, 771 nucleotides. The record is from the annotation of a GenBank genome assembly. Lineage: Eukaryota; Viridiplantae; Streptophyta; Magnoliopsida; Poales; Poaceae.
AUGUUCCCGCCUGGCCUGAUCCACCACCGCCCUGACGCCUCAGCUCCCGGCGAUGGGGCGCCGCGCUCCGGCCCCGGCGGGCCGAGCCUUGUACUGACGGCGGACCCCAAGCCCAGGCUGCGGUGGACGGCCGACCUCCACGAGCGUUUCGUCGACGCCGUGGCCCAGCUCGGCGGACCCGAGAAAGCAACACCCAAAACUAUCUUGAGGACAAUGGGUGUUAAGGGUCUUACUCUUUUCCACUUAAAGAGCCAUCUUCAGAAAUACAGAUUAGGGAAACAAUCCGGUAAAGAGGGGUCAGAGCAAUCAAAAGAUGCAUCCUAUCUUCUAGAUGCUCAAAGUGGAAUGAGUGUGUCCCCUAGAGUUCCUGCCCAGGAGAUGAAAGAAAGCCAAGAAGUUAAAGAAGCACUGAGAGCGCAGAUGGAAGUGCAACGAAGACUGCAUGAACAAGUGGAGGUCCAAAAGCGUGUGCAGAUCAGAAUGGAAGCGCUUCAGAAGUACAUCGACAGUAUCCUAGCGAGUGCAUGCAAGAUGGUCACUGAACAGUUCGCUUCAAGUGGCUUCAGUAUCUCCGACCCUGAUCUCCCGGAGAUAUCCCCUGGAGGGAUCAUGUGUGGCCCCACGGACACAUUGAGCUCCUCAGUGUUCAACCAGCUUUCUGUUAGUUCCAUCGACUCGCACAGUCCAGGAGGCAAACCUUCUCCAUCAGGCAUGGAAGGUCCGCCAUUGCUCCUCCAGAAGUCGCCUGAGCUCAAGCGGAGGUCCUCUUGA